AUGGCCGACGAAGAAACCUGCUGCGGCUGCGUCUCGCUUGACGAGAACGACUAUGACAUGGGCCUCCACAUUGGCGCCAUCUUCAUCAUCUUCGUCGUGUCCGCGGCCGGCACCAUGAUCCCCAUCAUCUCGCAGAAGAUCCCGCAGUGCAAGGCCAACUCGGUCAUCAUGGAGGCCAUCAGCGCGUUCGCGUACGGUGUGGUUAUCGCCACGGGUCUGAUCCACAUGGUCAACGAGGGCGUCGAAAAGCUCAAGAGCGAGUGUCUCGGCUCGAUUGUGGAGAACUACGAGAGUCUGGGUCUGGCGUUCGUGCUGAUCACGUUGGUGCUGAUGCACUUCAUCGAGUGCGAGAGCUCGGUGUUCUUCGGCGCGCAGGGAUCGAUGCUCCACGGGCACGGCCAUGCCCACGGAGAGGUGGUUAUCCAUGAGGCAGUUCUCACUCCCGAAGGUGCUGUGACCCCCCGCCCCGCCGAGCACCCGUACCACGAUAAGUCCCUGACCCAGGCCGCGCACGACUCCAAGAUCCGCCGCAAGAUCGCCACGCUCAUCUUCGAGGCCGGUGUCAUCUUCCACUCGGUCAUCAUCGGCCUCGACCUGGGAGUGACCACUGGCUCCGAGUUCAAGACGCUGCUGGCCGCGCUGUGCUUCCACCAGUUCUUCGAGGGUAUCGCCAUCGGCACGUCGGCUCUGAGCUCCCUGGAGAGCAAGGGGAAGCUGUUUAUGGUGAACUUUGCGUUCGCCGUGACGACCCCGGUGGGCCAGGUGAUCGGCAUCGCCAUCCGCAGCACGUACUCGGACUCGUCGACGACGGCGCUGUGGGUGCAGGGCAUCCUCGACUGCGUGGCGGGCGGCAUUCUGCUGUACACGGGUCUGGUGGAGCUGCUGACGUACAACAUGACCACGAACGGCCAGUUCCUGUCGCGUCCGACGUGGCAGCGGUUCACGCUGUACGUUUGUCUGUGGCUCGGUGCCGGUCUGAUGGCGCUCAUCGGCAAGUGGGCGUAG
Molecule: messenger RNA, 1005 nt
Organism: Phytophthora sojae
Lineage: Eukaryota; Oomycota; Peronosporomycetes; Peronosporales; Peronosporaceae
Exons: 1
Coding region: 1-1005 (334 amino acids)
Biological process (GO): zinc ion transmembrane transport
Cellular component (GO): plasma membrane
Molecular function (GO): zinc ion transmembrane transporter activity
Source: RefSeq, a predicted model, not a curated record